Molecule: messenger RNA, 638 nt
Organism: Leptopilina boulardi
Lineage: Eukaryota; Metazoa; Arthropoda; Insecta; Hymenoptera; Figitidae
Product: late histone H2A.2.2-like
Exons: 1
Coding region: 1-381 (126 amino acids)
Cellular component (GO): nucleosome
Molecular function (GO): DNA binding; structural constituent of chromatin; protein heterodimerization activity
Source: RefSeq, a predicted model, not a curated record
AUGUCUGGACGUGGAAAAGGAGGCAAGAGUAAAGCUAAGCCAAAGAGUCGGUCAUCUCGUGCCGGUCUUCAAUUUCCUGUGAGUCGUGUUCAUCGCUUUCUUCGUAAGGGGAAUUACGCGAAACACAUUGGUGGCGGUGCUCCCGUUUAUCUCGCAGCAAUUAUGGAAUAUUUGACAGCUGAAAUUUUAGAAUUGGCUGGCAAUGCAGCUCGUGAUAAUAAAAGGAGCAGAAUUAUUCCCCGUCACAUUCAAUUGGCUAUUCGGAAUGAUGAAGAAUUAAAUCAACUCUUAUCUGGAGUGACCAUUUCUCAAGGUGGUGUUUUACCGCACAUUCAUUCGGUUCUAUUGCCAAAAAAAACUGGGAAAAAGGAUCUCGAUUAAAUUCGAGCAAACAAAGUUUUAUUUACAUAUCAAUCGGCCCUUUUCAGGGCCUACAAUUUUUUUAACAAGAUAAUGCUUUUGUACAUUUCUACUUUUUUAUGAUUUAUUUCUUUUAUGCAAUUGUUUAAUGUCUAAAUUAAGUACUUUUUAACGUUGUAAUGACAUUAAUAAUUAAUCGAAUUAGUUUUUAACCUAUUUGAAUCGUCAAAUAUUGCUUUUGACAAAUAUAAAUUAUUUAAUGCAAAAUCUAAAACAAA